Messenger RNA from Magallana angulata, 2072 nucleotides. RefSeq names its product tyrosinase-like protein 2. Gene Ontology annotation, molecular function: oxidoreductase activity. The transcript is spliced from 5 exons. The record is from RefSeq and is a predicted model, not a curated record. The coding region runs from base 39 to 1952 and encodes 637 amino acids. NCBI's taxonomy places the organism in Eukaryota, Metazoa, Mollusca, Bivalvia, Ostreida, Ostreidae.
AUAAAGUGCUUCAUUCUUUCCCAAAGCAUAGUCUCAAAAUGAAGGAAAUACUAAAGAUAACAACUUUGGUGACCACUAUAUUGUUCUGCUCCGUUGAUGCUAGAGUUAGACCCAUAGGAUUGCCAAAAAGUCUGCUGGAGUGUUUCCAAAGGUAUUCGCAGAACCCCUAUACGAAACAGUACCCUGUUGAACAACAGUCAUUGAUUUGUCUCCAGCGUUUCACAUGGAUGGAAUCUAAAACUCCCUGCAAAAAGAUGUCAAACACAGAGUUAAAUUAUCUCAGAAGUCUUUUUAAUAAAAGCAAAAACCAUCGCAAGAAACGAGCGACACAAAAUAAGCGAAAGAGAAAGGAAUACAGAUCUCUAACCGAGAAGGAAAGAAAAGUGUUCCACGACGCUGUCCUUGCAUUGAAAGCAAAAUCUACUAGCAAUUACGAGACCAUUGCCAACUACCACCAAGCUAAUGCAGGCCAAUCGGCCCAUGGGGGACCAAACUUUCCGGGGUGGCACAGAGUAUUUCUUCUUAUAUAUGAAGAGGCCCUAAUUGAGGCGAGUAAUGGGAAGUUGAGUGGUAUCCCUUACAUAGACUGGAGACUGGAUUAUCGCCUUUCAUCCCCUGGUUCUUCGAUACUUUGGACCCAUGAGUAUCUAGGGAAUGGAGACGGGCGGGUUAGAAAUGGUCCGUUUGAAAAUUGGGUUAUAAACCGCACAACACUUGUCCGGAACGUGGGCACGACGCAACGCGAUCCAACUAACGAAGAUUCAGUCGCCGAAUUGUUCGCCAUUACUUCUGCGCGUUCUUUUGCCGAUCAACUCGAAAAUGUUCACAACAUCGGUCAUAUUUAUGUUGGUGGACUGAUGAACAAUUUACGUUAUGCCACCUACGACCCAGUGUUUUUCAUGCACCAUUGCUGGAUAGAUUACCUCUGGUGGCGUUAUCAGUGUCCGAACGGGAGAUGUAGGGACGACAGGUUUGUGUACCCCGGUACAAAUCGAGAUGGAGAUCAUGCUCCGACCGAGCCAAUGGAUAACCUGGUAUAUAAAGGGGAAUUAUUGACUAAGGACGGAUAUGACAGGCGCUGGUUGGAUAACGUUGACUACGAAAUCUCGCCAGCGGAUUGCAUCGAGAAUUGCAACUCACAGUAUGCGACAAACGGACUUCAAUGUGUCUCAUCUAGGUGCUUAUCUGCCACUUCGGGUAAUUUCUCACCAUUCGAAAAGCGUAAAAAACGUAGCGCGAACCGCCGGAACAGACAUUUCAGAAAACGUAAGCGUGAAGUCUUAUCUUAUCCUGUUCAGAACAUAUUUAGGGUUGAUUGCGAGAGUGAUACUACUUUAUGGGGAUACAUACCUGUCAAAGUGGUGUAUGUUAGAUGUACAGACGAACAAGUGUACAACUCAUUUACGGUAAAAAACGGAACUGUGCUGUCCUCCACCGCCUACGAUUUUUACGACAAUAGACCGGAAAUCCAAAAAAUUGACCGGCUUACGGUAACGGGACAUCCAAGCCAUUUCAAGAAUUGCAAAGCAAAAGAAUCGGGGGCGUUUAAGAUCAAUGUUAAUUCCUACGGGCUAAAUUAUCGCGGUAACUACGAAGAAUAUGCCAUCGUGGACGACAGGAUUCCUCUGUCCUCUGCAAUGGCUUACAUAGCCGUUAAACGUCCGACAAAACGAAGAUCCAGCAAAGUUUACUUGACAGCGUUUGACGAUUGUGGAAGAUAUUGUACCCCCGAGUGUUUGGUACCCGGAUCAAAGCCCCCGCGAUACGAACCAUGUACAGGAGCAAUGGAAAUAGACGUGAAACGUCCAAAGGGGUAUGCAAAUACUUUUGAUGAUGCCGUUCUGAUGUACUUCAACUUCCUCAAGCCUGGAAGUUUACCAACGUUUAAUGAGAGAAAUGUUCCAAUUGUGUUCUAUUGCAAAAGGAAUGAAAAAUGGAUUCCAGCGCCAUAAGAGUGUUAAGUUUCAGCAAAUCAACAACACGUUUUGUGUUUUACUUCUACUGGUUUUGGUUAUUUGGUACCGUGCUGUUGUUCUAGCUGAAAAUUAAAACCCAUUUUUGUUUCUUAAUAA